GGCAACACGACUACGUUUGCGCGCGCAGGAGAACACCGCAGAAUCUUCAUACGUUCACGAAUACCAAGAGGACAACGACACGACUGACGUUCUCAACCGAGCUGUCCGCAACGCCGGACGAGCUCAUUCACCCAGUCCAGCGCCCAAUAUCGACACCAAGACCAGCCUGACCACAGGCAAACAACCUAUCUCUACCCUCACGGCCUUUACGACGUUACGACUUUCUGGUUCCACCGUUUAUUGCUAGUUUUUGUCGCGCGUUUUUUGGUUUCAGUCCCUGCAUUAUCACUGCUUUGAACUCUGUGGUCUGCCCGUUACACAUUCAUACCUGCGUCAUCACUUCGAACCACUGGAGAACACCCUCGGGACACGACCACGACCAUGUCAGACCAAGGGCUUUCAGCUCCUGGGAGCAGCGUCUACUCGUCCGACUCCAUGUAUGUUGGCGACGGAACAUGGGAUUCGCAGCGCAACACUUUCCUGCUGCCCAACUUGAUGGGUGUCAACUUCGACACCAUGCGCUACAAUGGCAUGGGCAAUCGCUUUCGCAAUAUGGUCGGCUACAAGCCUCUCAUCACCGCUCAUGGUAUUCUCGCUGCCAUCACUUUCCUCUUCGUCGUACCCGGAGCAAUCUUCAUGGCCCGAUUUCACCACCGAAACCCGCGGCUUGCACUGCGCGUACACAUCUGGCUCCAGAUUAUGACGUUGCUUCUUGCUACUGCGCUUAUCGUGCUGGGCUUCCAAGCUGUUGGGCUUGAGAGGUCAUUGACCAACCCACAUCACGGCAUUGGCGUAGCUUUGUACACUCUUGUUGUUGUACAGGUUCUGGGAGGGUCUAUCAUACACCGCCUAGAGAAAGGCAAGGAGCGCUUCAAGGUGCCGCUCAAGCUUAUUCUACAUCAAUGGAUUGGUCGCGUCGUGCUGCUUCUGGGUAUCGCGCAGAUCCCGCUUGGACUGACACUAUAUGGCUCACCCAAGGUAUUGUUCAUUCUGUUUGCAGUUUGGGCAUUCUUGCUUUUGGUUGUUUAUUUCGUGCUUUCAUACAGGAAUCAGCCUGAGAUGGGCUUCGAUGACAACACAACGUACAUCACUGAUCGCACUGCAAGCACCAGAAGCCGAAGGAGUCGUGGUGGUCGCGGUCUUGGAGCUUUGGCGACAGCGGGUGCAGCUGGUGCUGGGCUUGCUGCCUUGGCGUCCAGGAACAGAUCACACAGUCGCAGCCGCAGCAGACGCCGUGGAGACGAAACAACUGUGUUGAGCUCUCGCCCUGAUUCACGUUCACGGGUCACCGAGUCACGAUUUACCGAAUCCUACUUGAGCGAUGAGAAGUACAACGACAAGCGCAAAGGUUCUACUUGGCGAGAUCGCUUUCUUGGUGCUGGAGCUGCCGCAGGAGGAAUUUUUGCCUUCAAGUCCCUAUUCGGCAAGAAGAAGGACAAGCGUGCUUACACUGAAACGUCGACUGGCAGUGAUGUCAGUUAUGGUCGCCCAUUAGGUCAAUCUGAGGUCACUCAGACAGAUUUGAGCCGUCUUGAGGAAGGAAGAGCUCCAGACUCACCAGCAAGGAACCAAGACUGGCGUCGUGUCGAAGAAAGAGAAGCCGCUCAAGCAGCUGCCAUGGGCGCAAGUCCAUUGCGAGCUGGUCAUCGUCCAGCAAGAAGUGGUGGAUCCAUCGACUCAUUCGACAGCCGUACAAGCUUUAACGAUCACCACGAUUCCCGCCCUCUCAGAGAAGAAUCAUCAUAUGGAGUCAAAGAUGGGAUCAUGACCCUUGGAGCCAUUGGAUUCCUCAAGCACACAUGGAACAAACGCCAAAACAGGAAAGAAGAAGCACGAAUUGAGGAGUUGAGGCAACAAGACAUCGAGGAAGAGAAGAUCGCCCGAGCAAACAGUAACCGCCGAAGAUUCACUGGUGACGGCGCGGCACCUCGCAGGCACAACGGACCACCAUCAACAAUUUAUUCUGAAACCGAGAUUUCGGGCAUGACACCUUCUGUGGCAAGGCCGAACGUUGCUCCACCACCUAUGACUUCGUCUGCUGGCCCCUCUGUCCUACGUCCAGCUGAUAACACCGUUCUUUCUGAUUCUGGGUCUGAGGCGUAUAUUUCUCCUGGUGGCCGUUCCCAUCGUCGCCAUCGCCAAUCUGCAGGCGCCGCAGCUCUCGCUGGUGGAGCAGCAGCAGCCUCUUCUGGAUCACCUUCAAGAAGGAGGAACAGUCGGGACGAAAGCGUUGCCUCCCCUCCAGUGUCUGUCAAAGUCAAGAUGCACAACGAUGGCCGACAUGUAACACUUCGACGCUUGAACGAAGAGGAGGCAGCAGCAGAACGAGAUGCUAGGAGGCGAGAACGACAGCGCAGAAACCGCAACGGGAGCAUGUCUUCCCUGAGUCAACUCGACGGAGACCGAUGGCGAAGAACGGAAGCUCUUGAGGCACAACAAGCGCAAGAAAUGGCACAAUCACAAGCAGCUCCACCACCCACAUCGCAACCUGGAGCGCCUCUGCAAAUGCCAGAGCCUUACAUCCCUCCCCCUCCUCCGGGUCCACCUCCAAACUUUGGUGGAACAGCUCAGAGGCCACCAGCGCAUAUCAGUCUUCCCCCUCCUCCACCAAUCCCAGCGGCGGACCCUAGCAUCUUGAGCAGUCCUCACGGCACCCAGAUAUAUGGAACAGAGACGGACGUCAGCAACUACGACUCAAACAGAAGGCGGAGAAGGGCCGAGAGGGCCCAAGCGAAACAAGCUAGGCUGGGCGGGAGCCGUGUGGAGUUCUCUUGAAGAUGAUAUUGAUGUUGAUGCUAGAGCCAGAGCGUUGCAUGGAGGCUGAAUUUGCAUUUCCAAGCGUAAUCCUUUAUAAGUGUUUUAUCCAGGUGGACCAUUAGUAUGGAAAUUUUCCCAUUGUAGAUACUUUCAGCAUGGU
Macroventuria anomochaeta is the source of this 2917-nucleotide messenger RNA. RefSeq lists its product as uncharacterized. The coding region runs from base 382 to 2775 and encodes 797 amino acids. The transcript has 3 exons. Gene Ontology annotation, molecular function: transmembrane monodehydroascorbate reductase activity. NCBI's taxonomy places the organism in Eukaryota, Fungi, Ascomycota, Dothideomycetes, Pleosporales, Didymellaceae. The record is from RefSeq and is a predicted model, not a curated record.